Camelus dromedarius (Arabian camel) is the source of this 893-nucleotide messenger RNA. RefSeq names its product olfactory receptor 2H2. NCBI's taxonomy places the organism in Eukaryota, Metazoa, Chordata, Mammalia, Artiodactyla, Camelidae. The transcript has a single exon. Gene Ontology annotation, molecular function: olfactory receptor activity; G protein-coupled receptor activity. Bases 1 to 843 code for a protein of 280 amino acids. The record is from RefSeq and is a predicted model, not a curated record. Gene Ontology annotation, cellular component: plasma membrane. Gene Ontology annotation, biological process: detection of chemical stimulus involved in sensory perception of smell; G protein-coupled receptor signaling pathway.
AUGUUGACAAUUUGCAAUGACAGCCACCGUGAUUUUAUCCUUCUGGGCUUCUCUGACAAGCCAUAUUUGGAAAAGAUACUUUUUUGGGUAAUUCUGAUCUUUUAUGGCUUGACCACUGCAGGAAAUAUGGUUGUAAUUUUUGUCUCCUUGAAGGUUCCCAAACUCCAUAUCCCAAUGUACUACUUUCUUUCCAACCUCUCCCUGCUAGAUCUCUGUUUCACCAGCAGUUGUGUUCCACAGAUGUUGGUUAAUUUCUGGGGUCCAGAGAAGACUAUAAGCUAUAUUGGCUGUACUGUUCAACUCUAUGUCUUCUUGUGGCUUGGGGCCACUGAAUGUGUCCUUCUUGUGGUCAUGGCUUUGGACCGCUGUGUGGCAGUGUGUCAUCCACUAAAAUACACCACUGUCAUGCACCCAAAACUUUGCCUGCAGCUGGCCAUCUUUGCAUGGGGGACUGGCCUGAUUCAGUCUCUGAUCCAGUCUCCUGCUACCUUCCAGUUACCCUUCUGCUCCCACCAGACAGUGGAUGACAUUGUAUGUGAAGUCCCAGCCCUCAUUCAAGUCUCCAGUGCAGACACCAUCUACAUUGAAAUCAGGAUGUUCGUAGCCAGUAUUAUUCUCCUGGUGGUGCCCUUGAUCAUUAUCCUUGCCUCUUAUGGUGCUGUUGCUAAGGCUGUGCUGAGAAUAAAGUCAACUGCAGGACAGAAGAAAGCAUUUGGCACCUGCACUUCUCAUCUUCUUGUGGUCUCCCUCUUCUAUGGCACUGUCACAGCUGUCUAUCUUCAACCCAAGAGUCGCUAUGCUCAUGAACAAGGCAAGUUUCUCACCCUUUUUACACUGUUGUAACUCCGACUCUUAACCCGCUCAUCUAUACUCUAAGGAACAAAGAGGUAAAG